UUCUGAGAUACUGGCAGGCAGACCAGCUCAACGACCGCUGCUACCAGCUUCAUAAAAAGAUCAUCACCUGUCAGAAAGUGGUGCGUGGCUGGCUGGCCAGACAGCGUGUUCAGCGCAGGCUGUCAUUACAGCAGAAAGAGGAGUGCUGUGUGCAGCGUUUCCUGCAGGGGGCGGAGGACAUGGGUCUGCGAACCUAUGACCAGUUGGUCAUCCAAAAUGCAUCUGACAUCGCAAGAGAGAGUGACCGCCUGCGCUGCCAUGGUAGCAGCCUUGUCAACACCCUCAGCAACAGCCCGCCACUUGGUGAAAGGCCUGAGCCAGUGGGCAAAGAGGAGGAUCAGCCCACCAGGAGGGUUGUAGAGAAAAGUGGGAAAAUCUAUGAGGGUCCUCUCAGCGGGGGCAACAGAGUGAUUCGCCACUUUCGGUCUAGCUCAGUACCCAUCCCCAUCGCCAUAGAGAACAUGGUCCAUUCUUCUGCCAUCAAACCAGUCGUGCAACAGGUAGCACAUACCAACGAGGAUGGGGCAGGCGGGGGAGGUCUUUCCUCUCCUCGGAAGCAACCUCCUCCCAAACCAAAGAGGGACCCCAACACUCGUCUGAGUGCAUCUUAUGAAGCUGUUAGCGCUGGGUUGAUGAUGGCAGCGAAAGAGAGCCCUACUCCAGAGGGGUAUGGGUCGCCAGAUGGAAGCCCUCCUAAAUUCCAGCUGUCCCCCACAGACCCUGCAGCCUUGUCCAAGCCCCGUCCUCACAGUGAUGACUACACAACCAUGAGGAAGGUUCCGCCUCCAAAACCUAAGCGCAGUCCCAACACUAAGCUGACAGGCUCAUAUGAGGAGAUCAACGCUGUAGCUCCCCACAUCCACCAGCUGCGUCCUGCUGAUGUAAAGUUGGCCUUGCUGUCCCGUGCUGGUGGAUUUGGAGGGUUUGGUGGUUUGAUGCAGAGAGCUGCCUCUGUAGAUGCCCCACAAGGGGUAGGACUGAGCCUGUACCAGAGCAAAGACGAAGAGGACGUGUACAUAGAGAUGUUGGGCUCCCAGCCACGGGCUCGCAGCCUCCAGGAGCCCCCUGAUAGCCCAGAGCAGGCUGACUACGAGGCCGUCUAUGAGGAGAUGAAGUACUUCCCUCCCGAAGACGGUGGAACUCCUGCAGCUGUGGUUAGCAAGGCAGCCAAACGAGAGGGUCUAGGUUUGGGCCUGGUGGGAUUAGGGGCAUCUCCUCCUCAGAGCGGGAGAGCACACGGAUGUCAGCUGGGGUGA
Molecule: messenger RNA, 1256 nt
Organism: Micropterus salmoides (largemouth bass)
Lineage: Eukaryota; Metazoa; Chordata; Actinopteri; Centrarchiformes; Centrarchidae
Product: unconventional myosin-XVI-like
Exons: 4
Coding region: 180-1256 (358 amino acids)
Biological process (GO): neuron projection morphogenesis; negative regulation of G1/S transition of mitotic cell cycle; phosphatidylinositol 3-kinase/protein kinase B signal transduction
Cellular component (GO): perinuclear region of cytoplasm; nucleoplasm; myosin complex
Molecular function (GO): actin filament binding; protein phosphatase binding
Source: RefSeq, a predicted model, not a curated record